Drosophila gunungcola (fruit fly) is the source of this 2136-nucleotide messenger RNA. RefSeq names its product synaptic vesicle 2-related protein. Gene Ontology annotation, molecular function: transmembrane transporter activity. The record is from RefSeq and is a predicted model, not a curated record. NCBI's taxonomy places the organism in Eukaryota, Metazoa, Arthropoda, Insecta, Diptera, Drosophilidae. Gene Ontology annotation, biological process: transmembrane transport. Bases 185 to 1837 code for a protein of 550 amino acids. The transcript has 4 exons.
GAGUUUACAGAGCGCAAUUGCGAUCGGACUUUGAAGCACGUACCCGCGCAGCCAGGUUCCCGAACGUUUUUUUAACUUCCCAGAGCCACGGAAUUUGUCAGUUGGCCGUGGACAGAGCCGCCAGUCCGACGUCUUUUCGCUUCGUUUGGGGUAUCUGCAUCCUGGCGGGUACAUUAAGGACAUCAUGGACAAUCCCGCCUAUGUGAUAGACUGUGAACGCGAGUUCGACACUGCUGAAGGCCGUGAGGAGAAUCUUACGGAGAAGCCCCGAACACACAGCUUCGAGGAGGCCAUCACGCUGACCGGAGUGGGCCGCUUCCACUACCAGCUGCUGCUCAUCUGCGGCCUCUGCUUCAUGGCCGUGAUGGUGGAGAUCAUGGGCGUCAGUCUGAUCAUGAACCAGAUGAAGUGCGACCUCCAGCCGACGCUGGACCAGCAGGGCAUCCUGGCGUCGGCCGGAUUCCUGGGCGUUGUCCUGAGCUCCCAUGCCAUGGGCUUUCUGGCGGACACAUGGGGUCGGGCGACCACAUUGAAGUAUGCCCUCUUCCUCAGCUCUGUGUGCUCGAUCGUGUCCGGCUUUUCGGUGAACAUCUGGAUGCUGAUCGUGCUCCGAUUCCUGACGGGGUUCUUCAUUUCCGGUGGCCAGGCGUGCGUCUUCAGUUUGUGCGGCGAGUUCCAUGGCAGUGGCUCGAGGGUCAGACAUGUGACCCUGCUCUCCGGAUUCCUCUGCAUGGCCAUGAUCUUUGCUCCAGCCAUGGCAAUUGGAAUUCUCCCUCUGCGCAUUGAGUCCAUUGUAUUUGGCAUGCGCUUCUCGUCCUGGCGUGUUCUGCUUCUGGCCAACGUCUCUGUUUCCCUGCUGGCCCUCGUGGGGAUCAGCAUUCUCCCCGAGACGCCGAAGUAUCUGCUGGUCCAGGGUCGCGGUGAACAGUCGCUGGAAAUCCUGCGCACCAUCUUUGCCAAGAAUUCAGGGAGGGAUCCCUCCGAAUAUCCGGUCAAGGAAGUGGCUUUGGAGAGCGGUGGCGCCAGUCUGUCCGAUGUCCAUGGCGUUCUGGACGCAGUGCGACUCGUAUGGCACCAGACAGUGCCACUCUUUCACCGUUCCCGGCUGUGGCACACCCUGAACAUCUGCACCAUUCAGUUCCUCAUCUAUUUCCUGGCCCAGGGCAUCUUCAUGUGGUUCCCCACCAUCCUCGAUGAGCUGGGCACACGAAAUGGCGAGGACACAUUGCUCUGCCAUGUCCUGCAGAACUUCACCGUGGGUUCGGGAUCGGAAUCGGAAUCGGAAUCGGUGGAUGAGGUUGCGAGCUGCGCCGUCGACGUGGACACCUCCACCUACCAGGUGAUGAUCAUAAUCGGUGCCUGCUUUGUGGUGAUCUAUUUGAUAUUUGCCUACAUCAUCGACUAUAUUGGCAAAAAGAAUCUGCUGAUGUCCUGGAUGCUGCUGACCAUGAUUUGCCUGGUGGGGCUGCACUAUGUGGAGCAGUUUGCACUGGUGGUGAUCGCCCUCACCGUGGUGAUGGCCAUCGGCAAUUGCGGCGGUCUGGUUAGCACCAUUGCCAUGGAGUUCUACCCGACGCACAUCAAUGCCAUGGGCAUGUGCUUCAUCAUGAUGGUGGGUCGAUUGGGCGCCGUGGUGGGCAGCAAUAUCCUCGGGCGCCUUCUCUUCGCCAGCUGCGAUCCGAUCUUCUGGGCCCUGCUGGCCCUGGUGGUGCUCCUCUGCUCCCUGGGCUACUUCCUGCCAGAGAAAUCAUCUGCGAGGCAGACGAAGCCCUCGGCCACAGCAAAGGCGAUCGUGGUGGCCACCACGAGUCCCAUAUUCGCCAUCAAUUCCAAGUAGGAAUAGGCUAGAGACGAGGCUAAAUGUAGACGCAUCUUUGCGUAGCGGUAUUUCAACAAUUGAUGCAUUUAGAUAUUAAAAAGCACUUUAUUUUAAUACAGCCAUAUAUUUAUUAUAAAAAGUUUAUGCAUUAUGUUUGCAUUAUUUUGGCUUAUCAGGGUUUGUUUUUUAGUGAAAUGUUUACGAAUUAUUUAUCAAAUAGUAAUAGGGUACACAAUGUUUUUUUUAAUAUUUUUUUUUAUCCAUUCAUGGACAGUAGGACUUUAAGUUAUGAGAAACUUGCAUCCUCAAUAAUUCCA